Molecule: messenger RNA, 5196 nt
Organism: Dovyalis caffra
Lineage: Eukaryota; Viridiplantae; Streptophyta; Magnoliopsida; Malpighiales; Salicaceae
Source: the annotation of a GenBank genome assembly
AUGACACCACCAAUUAGCAGAGAUAGAGCAAAGCUGUCUCAUUUUCUUCUCUGUUUCUUCUUUGUAUCUUGCUUGGCUUCAAUAUUUAUAUCAAAUGGAGAGGUAGAAUUAGAGCCUGUUGGUUAUGGUUACAAAGUUGUGUCAGCUAGAGUUGAUCCCUCUGGAAGUUUUUUGACAGCUGAUCUUCAGCUCAUCAAGAAUUCCUCUACUUUUGGUCCCGACAUUCAGAAUCUCAACUUUCUUGCCAGCUUUGACACAAAAGAUCGUUUGAGAAUUCGGAUAACAGAUGCCAAUCAUCAAAGAUGGGAAAUCCCUGGAGACAUAAUUCCACGCCCAAAACAUAACCUCAGCUUUGGACAAAACAAUGCCAAGUCUUCACUGGCAAAUCAAAUCCUUUCAGACCCCAAUUCUGACCUCAUCUUCACCCUCCAAAACACUACUCCCUUUGGCUUCUCUGUGUCCCGGCAUUCCUCCGGUGAUGUCCUUUUUGACGCAUCCCCAGACAUAUCAGAUUCCGAGACCUUUCUUGUUUUCAAGGACCAAUAUAUCCAGCUCUCUUUUUCGCUUCCAAAAGAUAGGUCUUCUCUUUAUGGCCUUGGAGAGCAUACAAAGAAGUCCUUUAAGUUGGAACCUGAUAAGACACCACUCACUCUGUGGAAUGCUGACAUUCUUAGUGCUAUUCCUGAUGUUAACCUUUAUGGAUCCCAUCCCUUUUACAUUGAUGUGAGAUCACCAUCUCCUGAUGGUAAAGUUAUAGCAGGGACUACGCAUGGUGUUUUGUUGCUUAAUAGCAAUGGAAUGGACAUAAUUUAUGAAGGUGAUAGGAUCACUUAUAAGGUUAUCGGUGGAGUCAUUGAUGUGUACAUCUUUGCCGGGCCAUUGCCUGAGUUAGUAGUACAGCAAUAUACCGAGCUCAUUGGCCGACCUGCUCCUAUGCCAUAUUGGUCCUUUGGAUGUCAUCAGUGUCGAUGGGGUUACAAAAAUGUUUCUGACGUCGAAGGCGUAGUUGCUGGCUAUGCAAAAGCUGGUAUCCCUCUUGAAGUUAUGUGGACAGACAUCGAUUACAUGGAUGGAUUUAAGGAUUUCACUCUUGAUCCUGUGAACUUCCCGUUGGAAAAGAUGAAGAAAUUUGUCGGUACCCUUCACCAAAAUGGUCAGAAAUAUGUGCUUAUCUUGGAUCCUGGUAUCAGUGUGAACGCAACAUAUGCAACUUACAUUAGAGGGAUGAAGGCUGAUGUUUUCAUCAAACAUGAUGGCGUUCCUUAUAUGGGUGAGGUUUGGCCUGGAUCAGUCUACUUCCCUGAUUUUCUUAAAGAAAUAAACAAUGCUGCCGUUCUACGACCGAUUAAUAACAGAACCAUUCCUGCAACAUCUCUACACAAUGGGGGCAUUGUGGAGUAUAAUGCGCAUAAUCUUUACGGCCUAUCAGAAUCCAGAGCCACCAAUGCAGCUCUAAUCAAUGCGACUGGUAAAAGGCCUUUCUUACUUUCACGAUCAACUUUCGUAGGCUCCGGCAAGUACACAGCGCAUUGGACAGGAGACAAUGCUGCCACAUGGGAAGAUUUGGCUUACACCAUUCCAUCGAUUUUGAAUUUUGGGCUGUUUGGUAUUCCAAUGGUUGGUGCUGACAUAUGUGGUUUCUCUAGAAACACAACUGAAGAGCUUUGUCGGCGUUGGAUUCAGCUAGGUGCCUUUUAUCCCUUUGCAAGAGACCACUCUGCAAUAGACUCAACACGGCAAGAGCUUUAUUUGUGGGAUUCUGUUGCAGCAGCAGCCAAGAAGGUGCUUGGUCUCCGGUACCAAUUACUUCCCUACUUCUACACAUUAAUGUACGAGGCACACACGAAAGGGACCCCCAUAGCAAGACCACUUUUCUUCUCAUUCCCUCAAGACAUCAAAACUUAUGAAAUCAACUCGCAAUUUCUAGUUGGUAAAGGUGUGAUGGUAUCACCUGUGUUAAAUUCAGGAGCAGUUUCAGUGGAUGCCUACUUCCCAGAAGGAAAGUGGUUUGACCUUUUUAAUCACUCCAAUUCAGUAAGUUCAGAUUCAGGACAGUACAUCAAACUUGAUGCACCGGCAGAUCAUAUAAACGUUCAUAUUCGCGAAGGAAACAUCUUGGCCUUGCAAGGUGAAGCCAUGACUACGAAAGAAGCUCGAAAAACAGCAUUCCAUCUCUUGGUAGUUCUUAGCAGCAAAGGCAACAGCACAGGGGAGAUUUUCUUAGAUGAUGGGGAGAGUGUGGAGAUGGGAGGGGAGGGAAAGAAUUGGAGCUUAGUGAAGUUUUACGGCGGAAUAGUAGGAAAUACAGCAAGGGUUAGGUCAAUCAUCAUAAAUGGAGAAUAUGCUUUGAGCCAAAAAUGGAUUGUAAGUAAAGUAACAUUCGUAGGUUUAGAAAAGACAAAGGGGUUCAAGUGGUAUGAGCUGCAGACUUCUAAGGAAACAAAGAGUGGAAAUUCAGGUAUAACAGCAAGCUUCAAUAGCAAUGGACAAUCUGAUAUGCUAGAGAUGUCAGGCUUUGCUCUGUCCCUUGGAGAGGAGUUCAAGUUAGAGGUGAAACUAAGCAUUGGAAAGGAAGGGAAAGAAAAAGUGGUUGGCUAUGGCUACAAAGUUGGAUCUGUUAACUCUGGUUCAAGAGCUAAGUCGUUGACUGCUGAUCUUAGCCUUAUCAAGAAGUCCUCAGUUUAUGGAAAUGAUAUCCAACAUCUCAAUCUUUUUGCCAGCUUUGAAACCAAAAACGUUUUGAGAAUCAAAAUAACAGAUUCCAGAAACCAAAGAUGGGAGAUCCCUGAAGACAUCCUUCCCCGCCAAAACUACUCUCCGGAAAACUUCCGACAUUACUCUCCAUUAACGCAUAGAGUCCUGCUAGAAAACAACCUCCUCUCUGACCCCAACUCGGACCUGCUUUUUACCCUGUACAACACCACCCCUUUUGGCUUCUCCAUCACCCGAAAAUCCUCUGGUGAUGUUCUUUUCGACACAUCACCAGACAUGUCCAAUCCUGGCACUUUCUUGGUCUUUAAGGACCAGUAUAUCCAGCUGUCUUCCAAGCUUCCUAUAAAGAGGUCUUCUUUAUAUGGUCUAGGAGAGCACACCAAGAGCACUUUCAAGUUGAAGCCUAAAGACACGUUCACCUUGUGGAAUGCUGACUUGGCCAGUGCUAAUCUUGAUGUCAAUCUUUAUGGAUCCCAUCCUUUCUAUAUUGAUGUCAGAUCACCGUCUGAUGAUGGCAAAGAAUCGGCAGGGACUACUCAUGGUGUCUUGCUUCUUAAUAGUAAUGGCAUGGACAUAGUUUAUGGAGGUGAUAGGAUAACUUAUAACGUUAUUGGCGGCAUUAUUGAUUUGUACAUUUUUGCCGGGCCUUCGCCGGAUAUGGUGAUAGAGCAGUAUACUGAGCUAAUCGGCCGGCCUGCCCCAAUGCCAUAUUGGUCAUUCGGAUUUCAUCAAUGCCGAUACGGUUACAAGAACAUUUCUGAUGUUGAGGGUGUGGUUGCUGGAUAUGCAAAAGCUGGUAUCCCUCUUGAAGUUAUGUGGACAGAUAUUGAUUACAUGGAUGCAUACAAGGACUUCACAUUUCAUCCUGUCAACUUUCCUUUGGAAAAAAUGAAGAAAUUUGUGAACAACCUUCACCAAAAUGGUCAGAAAUAUGUGCUAAUUUUGGAUCCUGGUAUCAGCGUGAACUCGACAUAUGAAACUUACAUCAGAGGAAUGCAGGCUGAUAUUUUCAUUAAACGCAAUGGCAUCCCGUACCUGGGUGAAGUGUGGCCUGGAAAAGUCUAUUUUCCUGAUUUUUUAAAUCCUGCUGGCCGAGAGUUUUGGGGUAAUGAGAUAAAAAUGUUUCGAGAGCUUCUCCCUGUUGAUGGUCUCUGGAUUGACAUGAAUGAGAUAUCGAAUUUCAUAGAUCCCACACCCAACCCGUCUUCUACCCUGGACGAUCCACCGUACAGGAUUAACAAUGCUGGCAUUCGACGGCCUAUCAAUAAUAAAACUAUUCCAGCAACAUCUCUACACUUCGAUACCAUGGAAGAGUACAAUGUUCAUAAUCUCUAUGGCCUUUUGGAAUCAAAAGCCACCAAUGUUGGCCUGAUCAAUUCAACUGGUAAAAGACCAUUCGUACUUUCUAGAUCAACUUUCGUUGGCUCUGGAAGGUGCACAGCACAUUGGACCGGAGAUAAUGCCGCCACCUGGGAUGACUUGGCGUACACUAUUCCAUCAAUUCUGAAUACCGGACUGUUUGGAAUUCCAAUGGUUGGUGCUGACAUAUGUGGUUUCGGAGGAGACACAACUGAGGAGCUGUGCCGGCGUUGGAUUCAGCUAGGUGCCUUUUACCCCUUUGCAAGAGAUCAUUCAUCGUUAGGCACAGCACGUCAAGAGCUUUAUCUCUGGGAUUCUGUUGCAGCAACAGCCAGGAAGGUGCUUGGCCUUCGAUAUCAGUUGCUUCCAUAUUUCUAUACAUUAAUGUAUGAGGCACACACCAAAGGGACCCCGAUAGCGCGGCCUCUUUUCUUCUCUUUCCCUCAAGACAUAAAAACUUAUGAAAUCAACUCACAGUUUCUAAUUGGUAAAGGUGUAAUGGUAUCACCUGCAUUGAAGCCAGGAGCUACUUCAGUCGAUGCAUACCUUCCCGCCGGCAACUGGUUCGAUCUUUUUAACUACUCUAACUCAGUUUCUGCAAGUUCAGGAAAGUACAUCAAACUUGCUGCACCUGCAGAUCAUAUAAAUGUUCAUGUUCACGAAGGGAACAUAUUGGCCUUGCAAGGAGAAGCCAUGACGACCAAAGAAGCUCGCAAAACAGCAUUCCAUCUUCUAGUGGUUCUGAGCAGCAGUGGGAACAGCACAGGGGAAUUAUUCUUGGAUGAUGGGGAGAGUGUCGAGAUGGGAGGGGAUGGAAAGAACUGGAGUUUAGUGAAAUUUUAUAGUGAGGUAGUAGGAGAUGGAGCAAUGGUUAGAUCAAACAUCAUAAAUGGAGAAUUUGCUUUUCGGCAAAAGUGGAUGGUAAGCAAAGUGACAUUCAUAGGGUUGAAAAGGACUAAAGGGAUCAACUGGUACGAGUUGCAGACUCCCAAGGAAACAAAGAGUGGAAGUAGAGGUAUAAGGGCAAGCCUUAACAACAAUGGAGAUUUUGAUGUCUUGGAGAUGCCGGGACUUUCUUUGCUCCUUGGAGAGGAGUUCAAGUUAAGUGUGAAAUUUAGCUUGUAA